Molecule: messenger RNA, 1665 nt
Organism: Letharia columbiana
Lineage: Eukaryota; Fungi; Ascomycota; Lecanoromycetes; Lecanorales; Parmeliaceae
Exons: 2
Coding region: 1-1665 (554 amino acids)
Biological process (GO): protein phosphorylation; intracellular signal transduction
Cellular component (GO): nucleus; cytoplasm
Molecular function (GO): ATP binding; protein serine/threonine kinase activity
Source: RefSeq, a predicted model, not a curated record
AUGGCCGACCCGGCCAGUUCAUUUGAAGUGGACACAGUGCCCGUUAUACCGGCCUCAUGGACGCAAAAUUCUAACACGGACAAUGUCUUUGGUUGGCUGAGGCCUAUGAAUGAAUUUGCGCGUAAUGCGUUUCACCUUGUUGUGGACAACAUGAUUCACAAUCCAGACACCCACCUACAUGAGCGCCAGUUCAUCCAUUUGGACGGCAAAGAGACUCUCAGAUCUGUAAGCGUUUCUGGUUCAGACGAUCAAGCCGAUCAAGAAGAGCCAGAUCAAGUACAAUUUGUUGGAGCUUUCAAGUUCAGCACUUCGGUACAUCCGAAAAACCUAGCCAAGGGAUGGUUCAUCGGCACCGGGCGUGGAAAACCAGAGGUAGAUGUUGUGAUUGGGCCACCCGAUUCGAAAUGGUACAGCAAUAAGAUCCUGGGAAAUCAUGCACGACUUUACAUUCACAAGGAGUCAUGUCAGACCACGGUGGAAGCUCUUCACAGUAUGGAGGUCAGUGGGUCAACAGGAUUCAAGCACAUUGAUCAAAGGAUGAGUGCUUCUUCCAAGGUUCUCGAAGACGGGCAUCUGGUUGAAUUCGGGCGAUGCAUGUACCUCUUUCAUCGUGGAGACGCCAUUGCAAAUGGCAAAUUUGAGGAAAGCCUCUCUGGAUUCAUGAAAUAUCAUCACGGUGAUCAGUGGAAGGCUCACCCAAUACUCUCAGCACCAUCGACGGGUUCUCAUCUGACCUUUGACGGGUAUACCUUCUUACCUGGAGCCUUUGCCGGAGGAACAUUUGGUGAAGUGACCGCGGGUUGGGCACAAGAUGGCUCGGCUGUUGCAAUAAAAAGAUUCAAACGGCCGAAUGGAAAGCAGCUCAGUCAACAUCAGAAGAUUAUGAACCUUACUGGUAAACAUACAAAUAUCCUGGAACUCAUUCAUUCAACCAGCAACCUCGAGCCAGCAUUCCCAGCUAUAUAUUGCGUGUACAGCCCUUUGGCUCUGGCUAGCCUUGAAGAUGUGGUCAUUUCCAAUAAAAUCAACCUCUCUGCUCAAAUUGCAUUACUCUGCGACUACUUGCGAGGUCUGGUAUAUCUACACGAAACCAAAGGGAUAAUGCAUCGGGAUAUCAAACCUAGUAACCUCGGUGUUCUUUCCUUCAGCCCUCCCAGGGGAAUCAUCUUGGACUUGGACGCAGCCACGACAGAGAGAACAUCAGAUGACCACAAUCAAGGAACAUACGCCUAUCUCGCGCCCGAGAUCAUAAAUCUGAAGAUGGGGUCUACGGUCGAGCAGAAAAGAUAUGGAAGCUCAGUAGACGUAUGGGCCUUGGGUAUGAGCGCCUUCCGCGCCUUGAGAGGGCAACAUGUCAAUUGGAAUGAUUAUGAUGAUAUGUGGACAAGAGGUCGAAAGUUGCCGGGGACAGAGAUUACCGACUUUGUCUUGGAGGCCAGGCUAAAAAGGUUCCAUGACCGUUUUGAGCAAAGGGUCAUCACGCUCGGGGAGCAUUUGAAAUAUUUCACGCUUCUCCAAGGGAUGACUAUGUGGGAUCCUACUGACCGGCUUUCCGUGUCUUUGGCACUGAGGGACGCCGGAAACAUUGCAGCAAGACUGGGAGAAGCGACCAUAGUUCCAAGGCAGAGUACUCAGGGUACCAAGCGUAAAAUCGGCGAGAGUUGA